This is a messenger RNA of Globicephala melas (long-finned pilot whale), 1913 nucleotides long. The record is from RefSeq and is a predicted model, not a curated record. Lineage: Eukaryota; Metazoa; Chordata; Mammalia; Artiodactyla; Delphinidae.
CAUGAACAAUGGAUAUGUAUGCCUGGACCAGAGAACAAGCUGUGUUAUAUGAUGGCAUAAUACUUGCUGCUCUUGGAGUUGAGGCAGUUAUUAUUUUCAUGGGGAUAAAAUUACUUUCCAAAAAGGUUGGCGAGCGUGCUAUUCUGCUGGGAGGACUCAUUGUUAUAUGGGUUGGCUUCUUUAUCUUGUUACCUUGGGGACAUCAGUUUCCCAAAAUACAGUGGGAAGAUUUACAUAAUAAUUCAAUCCCUAAUACCACAUUUGGAGAAAUAAUUAUUACUCUUUGGAAGAUUCCAAGAGAAGAUCACAAUGAAGGACCAACUGGUUGCCCAGUUGAACAAGCCUGGUGCCUCUACACCCCCAUGAUCCAUCUGGCCCAGUUCCUCACAUCAGCUGUGCUAAUUGGAAUAGGCUAUCCAUCCUGCAAUGUUAUGUCAUAUACAUUAUAUUCAAAAAUUCUGGGGCCAAAACCUCAGGGUAUGUACAUGGGCUGGUUAACAGCGUCUGGAAGUGCAGCACGGAUUCUUGGACCUGUCUUCAUCAGUCAAGUGUACGCUGCCUGGGGUCCACGAUGGGCUUUCAGCCUUGUGUGUGGAAUCGUGGUGCUCACCAUCACACUCCUGGGUGUGGUUUACAGAAGACUCAUUGCUUUUUCUGUAAGGCAUGGAAGGAUUCAAGAAUAACCUAGCUAAGACUGUGGUGGAAAGUACUUGCUGUGUGGAACUUUGUCUUUUAAGGCUCGCUAGAUGAUUGCUAAGAGUCAGUUUCCUAAAGUCAGGUUGUAGAUAUUGCAUAUGUUGAAUAACAAGAACAUUGAAUAAAAUAGGGAAUUCUGUGUGUAAUUAUGAAUAGCAAGAUAAUAUAAAAAUUCUGGAUCAUAGUUUCCUUAUCUCAAAAAAGAAAUAGUCUUCAUAUGACAUUUUUUGGGGGGUGGCAUAAAGUCAUGAGUGAAUAGACAGUGGUCUAUAAAUGUGAAGUUAUACUCUUAAGUCAAACUGCAGAGGCGUCAUUAAAAUAACAAGAAUAUGCAGUGAAAUCAUAAGGAGAGUUCUGUAUGAAUUACCUGUAAUAGAAUGAAAUUAUAGAAAUCUUUUACCUAAUAGAGGUACUUUUAUUCACAGCUAUCUCCUUUUUAUUAAAAAAUGCAUUUUCUGUUAUUAUAAAGUUUUCCUUAUGAAGUAAAAUCAUGACUUAAAUUUUAUACUUACCAUGCCUGCCAUCCUCCCUUAGCUUCUAUAAGUCAUGAUUUUUAAUACUACACUUUCCAUCUUAUUUUAGUUCAGGAUCUUACUAAUUAACCCCUAAGUUAAUGGAUGUGUAUGAAUAAUGCUCAUAUUUGAGCAAUAAAGAGGAUUAAGAGAUUAAGAUAGAUUUUGCUACCUGUAGUACAGAUAACUACUUUUUUCUUUCAAGUCCUAAUAAAUAAUUCACUUUAGAAACAUAAGCCAGAUAUGUGUUAUUGUAUACAUAUACUGAACAGCAAACUGUUAAAAUUAUUGGCAUUUUCUAAUUCCCUUAAAUUCUAGAGAAAAACUAUUACCUUAUUUAUUUUUUCUCUCUCAGUAGUGGUAGGGAAGACCCAACGGUUUUCAAUCUGUGUCUGCAUAGCUACUCAGAACUGCAGAAUUUUAAAUUUGGAUAAGCCCGACAGCCCCAAUAUAGGCAGGCUAAUAAAUCUGAGGUAAAAUAGCUGUAAUCUAACAGUUUACCGAGUUUACUAGAAAUUGGCUAAAUCACAUCAUGUACACUUUACUACCUCACAUAAGUUGAAUGCUGCUAAAAGGGACUAGUACAGAACUAUCUAUAUGGAUAAUCAGUAUUAUCCAAAAAUGCAAAAAUAUUUCUAAAUACUUUUCCAAAUGUUUCCUACUCUAAGUUAUAAAUAUUUCAAAUCUAAGAGUAAACACUAUAAU